This is a messenger RNA of Candida albicans SC5314, 2352 nucleotides long. It is a transcript of the gene ACE2, whose product is annotated as DNA-binding transcription factor. Gene Ontology annotation, biological process: regulation of transcription by RNA polymerase II. The transcript has a single exon. The coding region runs from base 1 to 2352 and encodes 783 amino acids. Gene Ontology annotation, molecular function: DNA-binding transcription factor activity, RNA polymerase II-specific; RNA polymerase II cis-regulatory region sequence-specific DNA binding. Lineage: Eukaryota; Fungi; Ascomycota; Pichiomycetes; Serinales; Debaryomycetaceae. The record is from RefSeq and is a predicted model, not a curated record.
AUGCAUUGGAAAUUUCUGAACUUUCGAAAGUACCAUCUUUCUUUCCAUUUAAAUUUAUUUGAUCUUUCUCUCUUUUUUAUUUCCUUUUACUGCUUUCCCAUCCUAUAUAUUUGUUUCUUUAAUCAAGUCCAUUCAUUCAGAAGCACACAACCAAGUCUUAUAAUGAAUAAAUUUGACUUGUUUGAUGAUUACUCGACCAAAGGGUCAACCAUCCCUCUUCCUAAUGAAAAUUUUGACCAAUUAUUUUUAAGUUCCGAAGCCAAUGAUAUGGAAUUUUUGUUUAAUGAAACAUUGAUGGGAUUACAAGAUUUAGAUGUUCCUUCUGGUUAUGGAAUUCCCCAAAAUACCAUUAAUAACGAUUUCCAACACACACCAAAUAAGUCAAAAUCUCACAGUAGACAAUACAGUGGAACAGCAAUUUUUGGUUUUGCUGACCAUAAUAAAGAUUUGUCCAUUAACGGUGUCAACAAUGACUUGUGCAAACAAUCCAAUAAAGCCAUCAAUACACAAUCGGUUUCACCUGGUGAGUUGUUGAAACGUUCAAGAGGUUCUCAAACACCAACACCAACAUCAGCACUACCAGACACUGCCCAAGAUAUUUUAGAUUUUAAUUUUGAGGAAAAACCAAUAUUGUUGCUUGAGGAGGAUGAGCUUGAGGAAGAAAAACAUAAACAACAACAAAGAAUGAUGACACAGCUGUCACCUUUGAAGAGAGUAACCACUCCUAGUCAAUCACCAUUUGUUCAACAGCCACAAACCAUGAAACAAAGAAAGCCACACAAGAAGACAAACGAGUACAUUGUUGCCAAUGAAAAUCCCAAUUCGUACAAAUUUCCACCAUCUCCAUCUCCGACUGCCAAACGCCAGCAGUAUCCACCAUCAUCUCCAAUACCAUACAAUCCAAAAUCAGAUUCAGUUGGUGGCAAUUCUUACUCUGCAAAAUACUUGCAGUCUUUAAACAAAACCCAGCAAAUUGAAUAUGUGGAUGAUAUUGAGCCACUUUUACAGGAAGAUAAUAACAAUAUGAAAUAUAUUCCAAUUCCCGUACAAGAGCCAAUGCUGUAUCAAAAACAGAAACCAGUGACACCUCCAUUACAGUCACAAAAUGAUUCUCAACAAUUAGAACCAUUGAAGACACCACAACCACAACCAAAACAACAACAACAGCAACAGCAACCAAAUAAUGAACAGGAUAAAGAAUUUACUGCUAAUUUCAAUUUCAACACCUUCUUACCUCCACCUACUCCGCCUAAUUUGAUUAAUGGAUCUCCCGAUUGGAACUCAUCGCCAGAACCACAUUCUCCUUCCCCAGGAAGAUUGCAACCACCGCAACAGAUAUCCCCAAUUCACCAGAAUUUAGGUGCCAUGGGUAAUAAUAUCAACUUUUAUACACCCAUGUAUUACGAGCUUCCAGUACAAGCUGAACAACCGCAACCACAACCACAACCACAUCAACAGCAACAUCAACAGCAACAGCAUCAACCUGAAUUACAAAACACUUACCAACAAAUUAAACACAUUCAACAGCAACAGCAAAUGCUACAACAUCAGUUUCACAACCAAAACAAUCAACUCCGCCAACAACACCCAAAUCAAUUCCAGAACCAGAACCAGAACCAGAACCAAAAUCAAACUAAGACUCCUUACUCACAACAAAGUCAAUUCUCACCUACACAUUCCAAUUUUAAUUUGUCUCCUGCAAAACAACUUAAUUCAAAUGUAGGUUCCAUGCAUUUAUCACCUUUGAAAAAACAAUUACCAAACACUCCCACAAAGCAACCCCCUGUCACCAUUGAAUGGAGUCCAGUUAUAUCACCAAACUCAAAGCAACCAUUACACAAACAAAUCAAAGAAUCAUCACCACGACGCCGAAUCAAAAAGACUUCAUUGUUACCACCAGGUGAAUUGGACAAUUACUGGACAGGACCGGAUGAGGAUAAGAUAUAUACUUGUACUUACAAAAACUGUGGGAAAAAAUUCACUCGUCGAUACAAUGUGCGAAGUCAUAUUCAGACACAUUUAAGUGAUCGUCCAUUUGGUUGUCAAUUCUGUCCGAAAAGAUUUGUCAGACAACAUGAUUUGAAUCGUCACGUGAAAGGGCACAUUGAAGCUAGAUAUAGCAAAUGUCCUUGUGGUAAAGAGUUUGCUAGAUUAGAUGCAUUAAGAAAACAUCAGGAUCGAAAUAUUUGUGUUGGUGGGAAUAAAAAUGUUAUUAGUAAACCCACAAAGAAAAAGGGAACUAAUAACACUCAACAACAAUUGCUUAAAACAGAUACAGUGGUUGAGAGGAUAGAAAAACAGUUGCUACAGGAAGAUAAGAGUGUUACUGAGGAGUUUUUAAUGUUGCAAUAG